AUGGUUGCCCUCGCCGGCGUGGCUACGCUCCUCCCGGCGCUUGAGGACAUGUCCCUCUGCCCCGCCGUGGUCUGCUUCGUCGCCUGGACCCACGAGACCAAGCCGGAGAGCCCCACAUCGCGGGGAUCGAGCUCUCCUUCCUCCUUCGGACGUUGCCAUUCGUCCCUGACUUCGGCGCCAUCGAUCCUCCCCGAGCCCACCUUUGCACCACUACGGGAUCCCGGUGAGCCGCCUGUCCAACCUCUCUGUCCCUUUUCGUCGUAUGGACACCGUAAGUCCCCCCGCCGUCAUGCCCGAGCUCCUGAGGAGCUCGCGGUGCCGCGCCCAUUGUCGUGCGCCCCCGCCCCUGCUGCGCUCUGGCCAUGCCCCUACCCGUCCAUGUCCGUGUGCGCGCACGCUCCGCAUCGCCCCUGGCCACGGUCCGUGUGUGAGCCGCUGUGGCCGGCCCAUGCCCUGUCGCCGCCCCCGUCGCGCUGCUGCAGCCCGACCGCGGCCUCCGCUUGUUGGCUUCGCCCGCCGCUGCCGCACGCCGCCACGCCUCGCUGCGUCGCCGUCUCCACCCACUGUUGCAACUUCAGCACCGCCGCCUAG
Aegilops tauschii subsp. strangulata is the source of this 591-nucleotide messenger RNA. The record is from RefSeq and is a predicted model, not a curated record. NCBI's taxonomy places the organism in Eukaryota, Viridiplantae, Streptophyta, Magnoliopsida, Poales, Poaceae.